This is a messenger RNA of Vespula pensylvanica (western yellowjacket), 4742 nucleotides long. It is a transcript of the gene Ndae1, whose product is annotated as sodium bicarbonate cotransporter 3. Gene Ontology annotation, molecular function: solute:inorganic anion antiporter activity; monoatomic anion transmembrane transporter activity; sodium:bicarbonate symporter activity. Gene Ontology annotation, cellular component: plasma membrane. Gene Ontology annotation, biological process: regulation of intracellular pH; transmembrane transport; monoatomic anion transport. Lineage: Eukaryota; Metazoa; Arthropoda; Insecta; Hymenoptera; Vespidae. The coding region runs from base 1 to 3660 and encodes 1219 amino acids. The transcript is spliced from 18 exons. The record is from RefSeq and is a predicted model, not a curated record.
AUGAAUCGUUCACAAAUCGUCCGAGAGAAAAUCUUUCGCCUACGCAACAUAGUCGCACGAGUGCUUCUCUCUUCUUCUCUUCUUUUCUCUCUCUCUCUCUCUGUCUCUCUCGUUGUCUCAUUCUCGAAAGGACAAGGAGCAAAGUUUGACUGCAUCGAUUGGAUCGAGUACUUGAUUUGGACUUUUUUCCAGCGUACUCGGAGAAUGGAUAGCUCAUAUUCGUUUUACAAACCGUGGAUGCAGCCUGGAAUAGGAGUAGGUCGUGGUGGAGGAGGAGGCGGAGGUAGAGGAGGAGGAGGAGGAGGAGGAGGAGGAGGAGGAAGAGGAGGAACAACAGCAUCAGGAGUAGGAGGAGGAGGAGGCGCGGCCCACGUGGCCGGAACAGCCGACGAUGAGGCACCGAAAGAUCCAGGCGCUCGUAUCACCCAUCAAUCCUACACCGAAAAGGAUUAUGAAGGUCAUCGAGCACACACGGUCUACGUGGGCGUACAUUUACCCGGCGAGAGAAGACAUCGUCGGCAUCAUAAACACCAUCAUUCUCAACGGCAAUCGUAUGGAGACACUAAAGAGGAUAUCGACAACGAAAGACCUAGACAAUUGGUGAUGACGCGCAGGGCUCGUCUCGCGAGCAUUUGCGACCCCGACGGCGAGAUGAUAUUCACGCCGCCGGCGCAGAGAGUGCAAUUUAUUCUUGGCGAGGAAGUCGGGGACGAUGCUCACGAAUCGCAUCCUCUCUUUUCCGAGAUGGAAGAACUCGUCAAGGAUGGAGAUGAAAUGGAAUGGAAGGAAACCGCGAGAUGGAUCAAGUUCGAGGAAGACGUGGAAGAAGGUGGAAACAGAUGGAGCAAACCGCACGUAGCUACGUUAUCGUUACAUUCGCUCUUCGAACUGAGAAGUUUGCUUUUGAAUGGCACCGUGAUGCUCGACAUGGAGGCCAAUAGUCUCGAACAGAUAGCCGAUCUCGUUCUAGAUAAUAUGAUCAACAAAGGUGCACUGUCGAACGAGUCUCGAGAAAAGGUAAGAGAAGCUCUUCUAGUGAGACAUCGACAUCAGCACGAGAGACGUAAGGACAACAACAUGUCGAGAUUACCGAUCAUAAGAUCCUUGGCAGAGAUUGGACGUAAUCAUUCGUCAUCGAAGAAGUACGGCUGUACAUGUGGUAUGCAUGCCUUGUUGACGUCAGAUUUGCAGGAGCGUCGCGACGUCAGGGACGCCUAUGCGCCCUCCGUCGGCCGCAGCAGCAGUUGUCCAAACUCGAAUACGGCCCUACUUUCGAAAGAGGCGAAAGAUCUGAAAGGGCCAUACCUUCUGGUACCAGGUCAAGAGCCAGGUGCCAAUGGAAUCGAUCGAAGUCCGAGCAGCGUUUCGAUCAGCAGAAAUCACAGUUCUUCCGCUUUGGAAAACGGAGAUGCCAAUCAUAGGGGUAACACACAUUUCAUGAGAAAGAUACCGGCCGGUGCCGAAGCGAGCAACAUCCUCGUGGGCGAGGUCGAUUUUCUAGACAAAACCUUGUCCGCCUUCAUACGACUCAGUCAAGCAGGGAUAAUGGGCGAUCUCACGGAGGUACCGGUGCCAACGAGAUUUAUCUUCGUUCUUCUAGGACCUAUGGGUGGAAUUUCGGGUUUCCACGAAAUUGGACGUGCUAUGGCGACGCUAAUGUCCGACGAGGUCUUCCACGACGUCGCAUACAAGGCCAAAAAUAGGAACCACCUUCUGGCUGGUAUCGACGAAUUUCUAGACGCGGUGACCGUCUUGCCUCCGGGCGAGUGGGAUCCUACCAUCAGGAUAGAACCACCGGCUGCCAUACCGUCGCAAGACGUGAGGAAAAGGCCGAAGGAGGAAAAGCCGAAGGAAGAAGCCGACGAGGAGGCCGACGAACAGAAGCAGAGGGAGGAAUCCGGUUUAUCCAGAACGGGAAGACUUUUCGGAGGCUUGAUAAACGACGUGAAAAGAAAGGCGCCAUUUUACUUUUCCGAUUUCAAAGACGCGCUGGCUCUACAGUGCGUCGCAUCCUUCAUUUUCUUAUACUUUGCCUGUCUCUCGCCCAUCAUAACCUUCGGUGGCCUCUUGAGCGAGGCCACGGGAAAGAACAUGGCCGCGAUGGAAUCUUUGGUAUCCGGAUUCGUCUGCGGUCUCGGAUACGGAUUCUUCUCGGGACAACCGCUCACUAUUUUAGGAUCGACCGGGCCGGUCUUGGUCUUCGAGACGAUCGUCUAUGAAUUUUGCAAGCAAUCCGAUUGGAAUUACAUGUCUUUUCGCUUUUGGAUCGGUACGUGGACGACCGUCAUUCUGUUAACACUCGUAGCCCUUGACGCGAGCGCCUUCGUCUGCUACAUAACCCGAUUUACCGAAGAAAAUUUCGCCACUCUCAUCGCUUUCAUUUUUAUUUACAAGGCUGUGGAAAACGUCCUCUCGAUCGGCAAAAAGUAUCCUAUAAAUACUCACGCCAACGAUCCCUUGGCUUACGAAUGCUGGUGCAAACCACCGAACGAUAGCUCGUCCUACGGCUCCGAGAACGUAAAUUGGACGACGCUGGAUCGGACAACGUGUCAGAAUUACAACGGCACGCUUAUAGGAGAGGGUUGUAACGUACCGCAAUACGUACCCGAUGUGUUCCUCAUGUCAAUUAUCCUUUUCAUGGGCACCUUCUUGUUAUCCGUCGAGAUGAAGGACUUUAAGAAUGCUCUUUUCUUUCCAUCGAAGGUCAGACAAGUGUUGAGCGAUUUUGCCGUUAUUAUCGCGAUCUUCUCGAUGUCCUUGUUGGAUCAUUUCGUGGGUAUCCCAACGCCAAAGUUAGAAGUACCUGAAGAAUUCAAGCCGACCUUGGAAGGCCGGGGAUGGAUGAUUUGGCCUUUUCAGAAUAAUCCAUGGUGGAGCGCCAUCGUGGCUAUUCUACCCGCUCUCUUGGGCACUAUACUGAUCUUUAUGGAUCAGCAGAUAACGGCGGUGAUCGUUAACAGGAAGGAAAACAAGUUAAAGAAAGGAUGCGGCUAUCAUCUGGACCUGUUUAUCCUGGCAAUCCUGAUAGAGGUCUGUUCGGUGAUGGGCUUACCGUGGUUCGUGGCGGCUACCGUGCUUUCCAUAAAUCACGUGAAUUCGUUGAAAUUGGAGUCGGAGUGCGCAGCGCCGGGCGAGAAGCCACAGUUCUUAGGCGUUCGAGAGCAGAGAGUUACGCACAUACUGAUCUUUCUCAUGAUCGGUUGCUCCGUUCUUCUGACGCCGAUGCUCAGGCACAUACCGAUGCCAGUCCUAUUCGGUGUCUUCCUUUACAUGGGCGUGGCUUCUCUCAAAGGACUCCAGUUCUUCGAUAGAAUUCUCAUCAUGCUAAUGCCGGUCAAAUACCAACCCGACUACAUGUUCCUUCGACAGGUGCCGUUAAAACGCGUCCACGUAUUCACAGCGAUACAACUGACUUGUCUAGCUUGUCUAUGGAUCAUCAAGUCGUUUAGCACUACCUCCAUUCUAUUUCCAUUGAUGCUCGUAGUGAUGAUCGGCAUUCGCAAGUCCCUCGACUUGAUCUUCACUCAGCGAGAAUUGAAGAUACUCGACGACGUGAUGCCGGAACCGAGCAAGAAGCACGCCGACGAUCUUCGCCAAUUGGAGAGCGGCGAGGUUAGCAUCGUCAGACGAAUAUUAAGAAACUUAGCUUGUCGUAAAUAGCGAACGAGGAAUGACCACCAGCUCGACGCUUGUCCCGUGGUCACUAUAACUAUGUGCGACUACGAUCGAUCCAGCUUACGUCGUCAAAGAGAUUGAUCCUCUCAGGGGCCUAAAAGGGCCUCGGAUAAAUAUUUAAGUAAUUUUAGGCAAAACUCGAGAAAACUGCUCGGGAUAUAUUCUUCGUUUUUCUUUGAGCGUAGAACCACGACGGUAAGAAAUUAGAACGAAGCGAAUUUUUUAAUUAUUCCAACGCCUAUACCUCGAGAGUAAUAGUUAAACGUUUGGCAAAUUUUAUACGAGAGAUUUACAUGUUCGAAAGAGUGAAGUAAAAUUAAGACCUAUCGCUUGUAUUCCUUAAUCCUUUCUAUUUUUUGUUUCUUCCAAUCGACCGACAGACCGAUAUUAAAAGAAAUGCAGCGAUCGUGGUCGUAAAUAAUUUUUAAAUAUACCUAUACAAUAUACAUACGUAGUAGGUAUAGCGUUUGAGCAGCUUUGUAUUAGGUGUUCAUACGAUGGCCAACAACGAUGUUAUUGCUGUUAUUGUUGUAUUAGAGACUAAUUAGGCCAAUGAUAUAUUUAAUGUUGAUCGCUUUCGUGAGAAUCUCAUUUACGAAGAGAUUACACAUUCGAUACGUUAGAAAAAUGUCCAACGCUCUGAUCCCGAUUAAAUCUCGCGGAUUAUCGUGAAUCUUUGUGUACAUUUUCGCUUUUGUUACACACGUUGUAAUAAUUAUAAUGAUAUAUUAAGUAAUCGUUAGACAAUAAACGACAGUAUAAAGGAGCAUCGUUAUGUUCCUCGUCGGACGAUCGAUCGCAUACAGAAAACUACGACCAAUUUUUUCUCUUCUACUUUUCUUCGACUAAAAAUAACGUAUAUUAAGAAAGUAUAUAGGCAACUACCUAUAAGUUGACGGGUCUAAUAUCAUUUUCCAUUCGCCGUCCUAAGAUUUGCUAUCGAUGUGUCCUCGUACAUUGUUCUAAAUCGAAGGCAGUGAUAAAGACUUGUACACUACCUGCCCGACUUGAACUGUCAAAAUACAUUGUUCUUUGAAGUACACAAAUACAAACACCUCUCUGUGUAA